Molecule: messenger RNA, 3672 nt
Organism: Phascolarctos cinereus (koala)
Lineage: Eukaryota; Metazoa; Chordata; Mammalia; Diprotodontia; Phascolarctidae
Gene: ZBTB7B
Product: zinc finger and BTB domain containing 7B
Biological process (GO): positive regulation of gene expression; regulation of transcription by RNA polymerase II
Molecular function (GO): protein binding; DNA-binding transcription factor activity, RNA polymerase II-specific; RNA polymerase II cis-regulatory region sequence-specific DNA binding
Source: RefSeq, a predicted model, not a curated record
GGGGGAAAGGAGGCUGGAGGACAGGUGAGGAUGGGGAGCCCUGAAGAUGAUCUCAUUGGGAUUCCCUUCCCAGAUCACAGCAGUGAGCUCCUCAGCUGUCUGAAUGAGCAGCGCCAGCUGGGCCAGCUGUGUGAUCUCACGAUCCGAACCCAAGGCCUAGAAUACCGAACCCAUCGGGCAGUGCUGGCUGCCUGCAGCCACUACUUUAAGAAACUGUUCACUGAGGGAGGCGGGGGCACAGGUGCCAGUGGUGGCAUGGCUGCCUCCUCGGGUGCCGGCGUCUGUGAACUGGACUUUGUGGGCCCAGAAGCACUAGGAGCCCUGCUGGAGUUUGCCUACACGGCCACCCUCACCACCAGUAGCGCCAACAUGCCUGCUGUCCUCCAGGCAGCGAGACUGCUGGAGAUCCCGUGUGUCAUUGCUGCCUGUGUUGAAAUCCUGCAGGGGAGCGGGCUGGAGGCCCCUGGUCCUGAUGAAGAUGACUGUGAGAGAGCCCGCCAGUACCUGGAGGCCUUUGCCACUGUGGGCACUCGGGUGCCCAAUGGUGAUGACAGUCCACUACCAGCCCCUCUUCCACCACCCCCACCCCCAACACGGCCUGUUCCCCGAAGAAGCCGAAAGCCCCGAAAAGCCUUUUUGCAAACAAAGAGGCCUCAAACCAACCAUCUGCUGUCUGAUGUGGCUGCCAUACCCCCCCACCCGUUUACCUACCCAGAUGAGGAAGAGGCAGCAAGUGGCAUUAGUCUAGGGGAUAGCUAUAGCCCCCCUGGUGGGGCCAGGUCACCCCCUGAGGGGCACCUGGGCUAUGAAGGAUAUGAGGGGGAGGAAGAAGAGGAAGAUCUAGUGUACCCACCAGCCUAUGGGCUGGCUCAGAGUGGGGCACCCCCCUUGUCCCCUGAAGAGUUGGGCUCAGAUGAGGAUGCCAUUGACCCCGACCUGAUGGCCUAUCUGAGUUCUCUGAACCAUGAAGCCCUCACCCCAGGGAUAGAUGGCCAGGACAAGCUGGUACGCAAGCGUCGUUCCCAGAUGCCCCAGGAAUGUCCAGUUUGCCACAAGAUCAUUCAUGGGGCAGGCAAGCUGCCCCGACACAUGCGGACCCACACCGGUGAGAAGCCUUUUGCCUGCGAGGUCUGUGGCGUCAGGUUCACCAGGAAUGACAAGCUGAAGAUCCAUAUGAGGAAGCACACUGGUGAGCGGCCAUAUUCAUGCCCACACUGCCCAGCACGCUUCCUCCACAGUUAUGACCUCAAGAACCACAUGCACCUGCACACAGGCGACCGGCCCUUUGAAUGCCACCUGUGCCACAAGGCCUUCGCCAAGGAGGACCACCUGCAGCGUCACCUGAAGGGCCAGAACUGCCUGGAGGUCCGGACCCGUAGACGAAGAAAAGAUGAUGCACCCCCCCACUACCCCCACCAGGCGCCCACCCCAGCUGGCCCUGGCCUUGACCUUUCCAACGGGCACCUGGAUGACUUCCGCCUCUCCCUGGCACGUUUCUGGGAGCAGCCAGCCAGGGCUGGGCCUCCUCCUCCACCCCCAGGGCCUCCUGAAGAAGACGAGGAGGAGGGGGCACCAACCACACCCCAGGCUGAGGGUGCCAUGGAAUCCUCUUAAAUGAGAAAAGGAGCUGGACUAGGGUGGAGUCGCAGGGUGGGCACAAAUGCCAAGGAAUAUGAGGGCUGUGGAGCACAGACUGUACUGUGGGUCAGGGGAAUUUUGCCUUCAAGGGUACCAGACCCGGCUCCUCCUCUGUACCUUGGCAGCUCCGGGCUAGUCCCACAUACAGGGAAAAGUUUGGGCUCUCCCCCAGAUUGGGGCAGACUCCCUCCCACCAAGGGGUGAUAAAUAUAUAUAUGUAUAUAUACAUAUAUAAUAUUUUGUAUAUAUAUAAAUAUAUACAUACACACACAGCUCUAUUGUAAAGGUGGGGUUCCCCCCUCCCCAAACCCUGGAUCUUCCCAGGGAUCUAGAAGCAAUAAUAUAUUUCUGAUUUGUAGGGGGGGUCCCUUUUCGGCUAUGCGGGUUUUUAGAGGGUGAGGGGUAUGGGACCAAAUCCCUGCCCCACCCACCCUAGGGGUAGGGCUGUGUGUAUGGGGUGGGGGAAGCUGCCCCUCCUUUCCUGACCCCUCCUUCCUGGUUUCUGUUCCCCUUUUCCUGGCAGUGGAUUAUGCAAAGGUUUGGGGGGGGUGAAUCGCGGUAAGGAAUAGACUAUGGAAUCGGGGAAGCUGAGUGGGAGACUGCAGGGAAGGAAGGACUGGGGGUGGGGGGCCACCAGUGGGAAACUGGGGCAGAAGGGAAGGCAGCUCCCCCACCGUCCCUCCGCCCAGUUCCCAGCGCUGAGUCACGGGGUCCGAGGAGCAAGCAGGGGGCGGGGUGCCCAGAUCCUCUCGCCCGCCCCCGGGGGCAGCAGGAGGAGCCCCACCCGCUCCCCUCCCCUCCCGCGUCCCCAGGCAGGGAAUGUCUUGUUCCCGCCGCUCCCCGCCCGGGGCCAGAGGGCUGGGCGGGCCGGGCUUCGUCCCAUCCUAGCCCUGCCCUCCCUUCCCCGGCUCUCUCCCCUCCCCGCCCAGGUGCGAGCUGCCGCCGCCGCCACUGCUGCCGCUUGUGCAGCCGCCGCCGCGCCCCUGACUCACGCCGCCCCCGGGCUGGCGCUGCAGCUGCUGCUGCUGCCGCUCGGGCUGGGGGGGGGGAGGGGGUGAGGACCAGACUUACUGAGAGUGGGCUGGCGGUCGCCACCUGGCGGCCGGCUGCUGAGCGAGCGUGAGCGCCCCUCGCGGCUGCUUUGGGCGAGUAGAUUCCGCCACCCCCAACCACCGCUGCCUGUGGGCGAGCGCCCCCUCGCGGCGGCGGCGGCAGCAGCAGCGGGAUAAUAGCUUGAAUGUGCUGCCGGUCCCUCGAGGGGCUGCACAAAUAACUUGUCCCUCUUCUGCCCCAUUCCUUGGGGGCCUCUCCUGUGUUGGGUAGGGAGUCUCUUCCCGCCCUCUCCCCCCCCCGCCCCUGACUCCCUUAGGAUCCAAUCCACCCAUCCUUCUGUAUAUAGCAUCUUCUGUUGGUCUUGUUGAAAUCUAGUUUGAAAAUUUUAAUUCUCUCUUGAUUUCCUGGGGUGACAGGAGGGUGCUGGGGGCUCUCUCCAGCCCUCUUCCUCGCUGGGUGCUGGACCCCCACUGUGGCCUGGGCUCUGCUGAUUGGGCUGGUAAGGGGGGAUCCCUCCCUCCCCCACCCCAACUCUGCCUUGCACUAUUCCCCCUCCCUGGCCUAGUGGCCCCUCCCCCUCCCUGGGGGGGCAGGUUCAGGGGCCGGUGCUGUCUCCCUUCCUUCCCCCUCCCACUAUGCCCCAUGCCCAUUUGCACAGCUGCUCAGGCCUCUCCCCCCCCAAGCUAGGGGGGGUCAGGGGAGGGGGUAGCGGGACCAGUCCCUGUAUCUAUUUAAGGCGUGAUGAUGUAAUAUAUUGGGGGGGUUGGGUGCCCCGGGCCCCAUCUUAGCAUUUCAGGUGGUGGGGGGCCCAGGGCUGGAGGGAGGGAGACUGAGGACACCUUGGCCUCCCCUCCCCAUUCCCUUGGCUUUUCCAGUCAGUGCCUUAGGGUUGGGGGGGGCAGUUCCUCCUCUCCUGCCCCAUUCCCUUUCCCUCCCCUCGGGUGUAAGCAACAGAAAGAAAAUAAUAAUAAUUUAAGAUUC